ACAUAGCUGUGCAGGUCGUGAGCCAGACUUUGAUUCUCAACCGUUGCAAAUGUGACGUUAAAGAAGCUUUUUUGUUGUUAUUAUUAUUCAUUAUUAAAUAAAUUAUAUUAAUAACGAGGGAUGGAGACAAAAACCACGAGGCCCAUUUUCCCAUGGUACAAGGAGAGGUUGCAGACAAAGUAUCUUAAAGCUUCAGCAAACAAGAUUUCCUCCGUCGGCAGUUGUUGUCGUUUUGUAAACGUGAACCUCGAUGACUUCAGCAGUUGCACGUCAGUCUUAUCCAGGGACCACAGAGGUGUCUCACCGGUUAUUUUUCAAGACACUCCAAACAACCAUGACUCCACUCCAAAUCCUAGAAAGUCCAUCUCUAAAGAACACGCUUGCUUUUCAAAGCAGAAUAUCCAAAAGCAGAUUCGUAGAGAAUACGUGGCUGCUGUGGAGGAGAAGCUCAAGCAGCAUCCUCUGGCUAUGUUCCCACAUUAUAAGGAUCACAUGACCCCAGAGUUAUUUGAUAAGGUGGUAUCCGUUUUGGACCCAGACAUGAGCGUAAACAGCUCCUCUGCACUUCCUACGCCUACAGGAGACCAUGCGGGGGAGGCUGAUGAAGAAAACUGUGCAGAGCCAAGUAAAGAAGAAGUGAACAGAGCAAAAGGCAGAACUUCUACCGAUAACAUGCAAGUAGCAUUAAUAAAAUCCAAGCAGCAGCAACCAUUAUGUACUACACAUGAAUGGAAAUGUUACCAGAAAGGGCCGGACGGUCAAAGUGAAUCAACCAACAAGGAUAGGAAAGUAGCCGCCUAUCUUUUCAGCAGAUGGUUUGCCUCUCUGGACGAAGAGACCGAUGUUACUGAAUCUGCAAUACUGGGCCUUCAAGACUCUUCAUCAUCAACUUUCCCCAUUCAAGUGGAGGACGCCAACGAUUAAUCAGGUCAAGAAGAGAAUCCUGUCACAGCCACACAUAAACAGGAUGGUUUCAAAAGCCUCUUAGCCAAAUAAUGUACAAAGAGAGUAAAGUUCACAAAAUCUUAAACCCACAAAGAGUGGUAAAAUAUCACUUUUGAUGGCUGCUGAUUAGAAAAAUCCAAGAACACGUACAGUUAGGAGCUUUUGCCAGAUCCAAACACAUGAUAAGACGAGGACUAUAUGUGAGACAGUUGGGUUGCUGACAGAAUGAGGAGCUGAAACAGGUGUAUGAAACCUUAGAUGUGACAAGUUAUGUAAUCUCACAAUGGAAUACCACUGCCAAGGCUAAAAGGCGAGACUAUACAUUUAGAGGAGGGAUUUCAAAAGAACUGUGUAAGGGUUUUGCAGCAUUUGUAUACAGGAAAUGUUCUUUAAAACCAGCCUCUAGAGAAGCAGCAAAAGGAGAAGUGUGUCUGAAAAGUGUUUGUUUCGCUAGACAAAGAAACAUGGACAAUUAAGCACUGUGUGUGAGCAGAGGUUUUAUGUUUAAUGGGUGCCUAAAAUUAACUUGGAC
Messenger RNA from Sebastes umbrosus (honeycomb rockfish), 1477 nucleotides. RefSeq lists its product as uncharacterized. Bases 121 to 924 code for a protein of 267 amino acids. The record is from RefSeq and is a predicted model, not a curated record. The transcript is spliced from 5 exons. Lineage: Eukaryota; Metazoa; Chordata; Actinopteri; Perciformes; Sebastidae.